AUGCAGAAGAUGUGGUGCCCACGAUCCUGCUGGGCCAUCUGGGCAUUGCUGCCCCUCACUGCUACAAUGAAGCUGAUGCAGGAGUUGAACACUUCUGCAAUGACGGUGGCUUCGCGCGACUCAUGGCCUUUUUCCGCCAUUGGGGACUUUGUGUCGGAUGCUGUAGGCGAAGUUGGCGACACCGUCGCCAUGAUUGCCAAUGCAGGCUUGAAUGUCGGCACAGUUACGGCCAACGCCGCCCUAGUGGUCGGGACUCAGUUCGUGACCUCGCCGCCCCUGAGCUGGGACGAGCUGACAGACCUCCACAGCUUAGUGGACGACACCAUUAAAAAAACCGCCAUGCAGGCCGGACCAUUGCAUUCACCAUUUCUGCGAAAUCCGCUUGUGCGAGCAACAGCGGGUCGCCUGCGUGGGGUCAUGCUGGAGCAUGCGAAGAAGACCGCCGCUGAGGGUCGCAAACUGGCCGGGGCAACGGGACAUCACCUGGCCCAACGUGCCCAGGAAUUGGGAGUGCAGGCUGACCAACUUGGGCCUCUAGCCAUGGCAAUUGGGCUCGGCCCAUUUUGGGACAGGCUGAAGGACACCAUCAACUGCCUGGCCAACCAGAACCUCCCCACUCUUUGCGAGAUUCUCAUUGGCCACGAGUGCGAUUGCCGUGCUGGCAGUUAUGUCCAUCUCGACGAAGGUGGCCACCCAGACUGGGUGGACAUGAGGUGUAUCUACACGAGAGUUUCGAAAUUUACGGGUGGCUUCGGGAUCCAGGCAUCUGUAGACAGCGAUGGGGAGACCGACUCUGGGGUGCUUCCGGGGACUGAGACGCAACGGGACACCAUCGAGAGCUUCCAAGAAAUGGUGGGUCAAGUCAAGACCUCCUUGGAUGGGCUCGGCGCGAUGCAAAAGAGCUCGCCCUCGGCGUCAUGCGAAUCGGGUCUUGACGUGGCCAUCGAUGGAAUCUCGAAGUUUACCCCUGACCUGCAAACGAAAGCAUGGUCGAACGGACACACCGAAUUCAAUGUCAGUGGCACACUGCUCGUAUCCUACGAGACGAUGGUCUCCGGGGAGGGUAGCUGCAGCUACAAGCUCACGAAGGGUUUGCCGAAGAAACCAAUAACAAAGGUGAUCUGUGCCGGACCUUUCUGCGUCAUGAUAUCGCUGCAGAUGGUUGCAACUUUGGUCGGAGAGGGUGUCCUUACCGGAACGAUCCACAUGCGAAACGAUGCGGAAUUCUCAGUCCAUGCCUACGGAUGGGUCAAGGAAGAUGGCUCUUACAGCGUUCAUGUUAGAAAUCCCGGCACUUUCAGGCACCAGGAGAAUGUUCGGAUGGGGGCGAGCGCAGCGGCAUCCCUAAAGCUAAGUGUGGGGCCAGAACUCGUCGUUUGGCCUAUGCCUGGCAUUCCGCUGACUUUCCAUCCGACGCUCAAUGCUGAAGCCAGAGCACAGGCCCAUACCAUCCAGUACCCCCCAAGUACCAUCAAGAACGAGGGAGGCCGCCGGCGCAGACAUGCGGUCGAUAUAUGUGGCGCAGCCGCCGUGAGCGUCUACUCCGAUUUUGGCAUCGAAGGCUUCGGGCUACCAAAGGUGAUAAGGGAGCUCUUGAGCAAUGGCUUCUUCGAGGAGCAGCUCAAGGAUGCCAUGGAAAAGGGUGUGGAGGCAUGGAUAUUAGCGAUGUCAGGGAUAGCAAUGCACGGCGGGACGGAUUGCCUUGGUGACUUAGAAGCCGAGCUGCGGGCGAAGAUGACAAACAUCCUCGGGGACCUGAUUCCCGACUUGUCCCUGCGGUUCAACGUCCCUUCGUUUCAGCUGCUACCGCCUCAGAUGCUCUUCUGCAAGGUGGUCUGGAAAGAGCCAGACAACUUCGACCAGCUCCCCUGCGCAGAAGAGCUUGGGUGUCAGGCCGUCGGUCAGGGACCACCAACAUCGGACGCUGUGGCUGUGCCACCGGAGCAAGUAGAAACUCCGCCGAGAACGGCUGAGAAUGCGGUGCCAUGUGCCGAUCCUCUACAAGUAGGAGAUCGUUUUAUCCAGAUUGGCAAGUUUCGCAUUGCCGCCAUCAGUGACAAGUAUCUUUCAAUCUCGCAUCAGGACGGUCAAGCUGUGUCGCUCGUCGUCUCCGACGAGAGGGCGUGCGUUCGAAGCGAGUUUGGUCACAUCCCUGCGGGUGAUCGGCAGGAGGUCACCAAUGAAGCCUGGCGCAUCUGGCAGAGGCCUCUGGGGGAAGCCAAAGAAAUCGAGUUUGGCUUCAAGUUCAUCCAGAUUGGAAAGUUCCGCCUCGGCGACUACGAAGGGUGGCACUUCUCAAUUUCGCAUCUCGUGACGAAGAGGACCUGCCUGCUCUGGAAGCACGAUGGGGGGAGAUGGGGAGAUAGGCACCAGACUGGCCACAACGUCCUCGACCGUUUCUUGGGGGCUCCGUCGGGCAUCAGCAUCGGCAAGAAGUUCGUGCAGAUUGGCAACUUCCGACUUGCGGAGACUGACGACUCCCAGGGGCUACCCUUGCAAUUCAUGCGCUAUUACGACAAUGGACAUUGGGAGCGGCGCACGCUUGAAACCUUCCAGAGGGAUGGUGGACAUUCGCUGCACAACACCGACGAUUGGAAGAUACGUAAUAUAAACAAUCGUGAGGUGUUUGGGCAGGGAUGCAAGACCAUCGGUGAGAUUGCUCAUGGAGAGUGCACAAGCAGUUUCGCAACCUGGGGUGAUCGUUUCAUCCAGCUCGGCAAUUGGCGCCUUGCGGCUCUGGAUGCGGACCACUUCAGCAUUUCCCACAAGGGCGGCCAGAACGCAAUUUACAAGAGCAACGGCCACUUUUACUGGGAACGCGUGAGCGACCGUGCGUGGCGCAGGCCUCUCGGCUUCCCCCACGGCAUCGUCUUUGGGGCGAAGUUCAUCCAGAUCGGUCAAUUCCGCCUGGCCGCACUGGACGACGACCACUUGAGCAUCUCUCACCAGAAUGGCUGGACCAACCGGCUCUUCGUGGGCCACAACGGUCACGUCGUCGAUCGGCCGGGCGGGGGCCAUCACUGGAACGCCUGGAGGCACCUCGCCGGUGGUGACGAGAGUUUCCAGAAAGGCUUAAGUGCCGGCAUCUCCGGCGUGGGCUAUGGGGACAGAUUUUUGCAAAUCGGCCCCUUCCGCAUCGGGGUGGGGGAGUAUGAUGAUUUGCUCAUCACUCACAAGCACCCGGCCACUGGAUACCCACGAACUUUCCAAGUGUACCAAAGCAGCGGAACGGUCCUCGGGGCGCAACCGGAGGCAUCGCACUCCAACAAUAACCAUGUGCACCUGGUCCAUCGUCAUACGCAGUGGCACUGUGGCAACAUCCAGAGCAUGUUCGGCUCCUGCCCUGGAAUCACCGCAGGCGACGGCUUCAUACAGUUGGGGGAUUGGCGGCUCGCAGCGAUUGACUCGCGACAGUUCUCGAUCUCCCACCGAGAUUUGGUGACGCCCAUGAGCUUCACCUCUGAUGGGCAUUACCACCGUCACGGAGACCCCACCCAGGGAGACCACAGCUGGGACCGCGAAGCCAGGUACGUAGCCGCCGGGGAGAUGGGAGAGGUGACGCUCGGCGAUCGCUACAUCCAGUUCGGCAAGUACUGGCGCAUGGGGCAAGUCGAUGAUGGCCCCCUCUCCAUCUCUCACAUUGAUGGCAGGACUCCGGUGAUCUUCUACGAAGAUGGAAAUGUGAAGUACAUCGAGGAUCACAGUGGCUUCAACGACGCCCCCUUCACCCUCUGGAACCGCCACUCCGUCGAACCUAAGGGCAUCGGUUUUGGUGAUGGCUUCGUUCAGAUCGGCGACUUUCGUGUUGGAGACGUUGAUCAUGUGCGCUUGUCCGUCGCUAAUGCGAAGACUCGGAAGACGAGCGAGACUUUUAAGAAAGAUGGACAUACAGCGGACAGUGGCUCGACAGCAUGGACAACCCUGGGGCGUGCGCUCCAGCAUUGCCAGGUCAUCCCCAAAAAGGCUCCGAGCUUCACGUCGCCAGUCGCCUUCUACAACCCGAAACAUGGGCGCUGGCUACAGAUGAACAGAGGGAGCACCGACAUGACUGGCAGCGCUGACCAAAGAGGAGGUGACGGGCCUUUCUCUUUGAGGCUUCACUGGACCUAUGAGCGCUUCGCGGUUGUCGACGUCGGCAACGGGGACAUCGGACUUCACAACACCUUCAGCAACCGUUUCGUCAAGAUGGAAGGGUUGGAGAUGAUGGUCAGCUCAAUCAAGGAUGUCGACGACUUCCCACCUGGCUGGAAUCUCGAGCGCUUUCGUGUCGUCGACGCGGGAGACGGAAUGGUGGCGCUCUACCACCCGGUCAACCGCCGCUUCGUCACCAUGGAUCAGAACGGCCACGUCUAUCCAAGUGCCCCCGUGGACGACGGCAAGCUGCCUGCCCAUUGGUCUUAUGAGCGCUUCUACAUGAUGCCGGUGAGAAACUUUCUCGAACCGGAUACUCUGGUGGCCCUGUACAGCAAUGCACACGGCCGCUUCCUCCGCAUGUAUGAGCAUGCCCCAGGUCACUGCGACUUGGACAGCAGCCCAUCCGGGCCCAGCCUCGCGGAUACUUGGACAUUGGAGCGAUUCAGAGUGGUGGAUGCGGGCAAUGGCAUGGUUGCGCUGCACAGCCACCCCUACAACAAGUUCUUGCUGAUGGACGGCCACCACUUUGACAUUCGUUGCAGUGCCCCGUCGCCGACUGACAGCAGCGAACUCCCCUAUGGUUGGGGCUGGGAGGCGUUUGUCCCUGUUCCCAUGGCCUUCCAUGCAGACCAUCUCGAGAUCGCCUUGUGGCAUCCUGCUCACCACCGAGCCGUCCGAAUGAAUCACCACAUCGUCGAUGCGAGUCAUCCCGUAGCCCUCCAGGACCUGGCAAUGAACGCGGCCUUUGGCUGGGAGAAGUUUCGGGUCGUCCUGCUGGCAGACCCCAUGACCUAG
Symbiodinium sp. CCMP2592 is the source of this 4929-nucleotide messenger RNA. The record is from the annotation of a GenBank genome assembly. NCBI's taxonomy places the organism in Eukaryota, Dinophyceae, Suessiales, Symbiodiniaceae.